AUGUGUGUGUUUAAGUUUUGUGAAGUCAAUUUAUUGCAUUCUCAAAAUUCGGUUCUUGUUGACGGUGUAUCGGUUUCGGAAUUUAUUAAAAACGGAGAAGGAUUCACGUACAACGACUUCAUUAUUUUACCAGGUUACAUAGACUUUUCGGCUAAAGAUGUAGACUUAACUUCUCCUUUUACUAAAAAUAUCAAUCUUAAAUUACCGUUGGUAUCCUCACCUAUGGAUACCGUUACCGAAUCAGAAAUGGCGAUAGCAAUGGCUUUAUGCGGGGGAAUCGGAAUAAUUCAUCAUAAUUGUACCCCCGAUAAGCAAGCCAAAGAAGUAAUUAAAGUAAAAAAAUAUAAACAGGGAUUUAUUAGGAAUCCUGUUGUCAUGAGCCCUGACAAUACAGUAGCGGAUGUUUUCAAGGUGAAAAGGGAUCAAGGGUUUUGUGGAGUACCAAUAACUCAUAAUGGAAAAUUAGGAGGUAAAUUGGUUGGUAUUGUCACAUCAAGAGAUGUUGAUUUCUUAAAUGAAACUCAAUCUCAUAGCAUGAAACUAGAGUCUGUAAUGACAAAAUUUGAAGAUUUAGUGACUGCUAAGGCUGGUGUGACAUUAGAACAAGCUAAUAAAAUAUUAGAAAAGUCUAAAAAAGCUAAAUUGCCCAUUGUCAAUGACAAUAGUGAAUUAGUUGCAUUAAUGGCAAGAACAGAUUUAAAAAAGAAUAGAAGUUUUCCAAAUGCGAGUAAAGAUGAAAACAAACAGUUGCUUGUCGGAGCUGCCAUCGGAACAAGAGAGGAAGAUUUAUACAGGUUAAAAGGCUUAAUACAAGCAGGUGUUGAUGCUGUUGUUCUUGACUCAUCACAAGGAAACUCAGUUUAUCAAAUAAAAAUGAUUCAUGAAAUUAAAAAAGCAUAUCCUAAUUUGCAAGUUGUGGGAGGUAAUGUAGUAACUGCUGCCCAAGCCAAAAGUCUUAUCGAUGCAGGAGUUGAUGGAUUAAGGGUUGGAAUGGGUAGUGGAAGUAUUUGCAUAACGCAAGAAGUUAUGGCUGUGGGCAGAGCUCAAGCUACUGCAGUGCACAAAGUAUCAGAAUAUGCAAGGCUGUACAAUGUUCCUGUUGUUGCCGAUGGAGGUAUUUCAUCGACAGGCUCAAUAGUCAAAGCCCUGUCACUGGGAGCAUCGUCGGUAAUGAUGGGAUCAUUAUUAGCGGGAACUUCAGAAGCUCCCGGUGAAUAUUUUUUCUCGGACGGGGUAAGACUUAAAAAAUACAGAGGAAUGGGUAGCAUAGAAGCGAUGAACACGAAAGAAAGCUCGGGUUCCGCUUCGAGCAGGUAUUUCCACAACGAAAUGGAUAAUUUGAAAGUUGCUCAGGGCGUGAGCGGUGCCAUAGUCGACAAAGGAUCAGUUUUGAAAUAUUUACAAUAUUUACAAACCGGAAUGAAACACAGUUUUCAAGACAUUGGAGCCAAAAGUGUUACUAUUCUUAGAAACAUGGCGCAGUCGGGAGUUCUCAGAGUUGAAAAAAGGACUCCGUCAGCUCAGAUGGAGGGAAGCGUUCACGGUUUAUUUUCCUACGAGAAAAUGUUAUUUUAA
Pediculus humanus corporis (human body louse) is the source of this 1575-nucleotide messenger RNA. RefSeq names its product Inosine-5'-monophosphate dehydrogenase, putative. The record is from RefSeq and is a predicted model, not a curated record. NCBI's taxonomy places the organism in Eukaryota, Metazoa, Arthropoda, Insecta, Psocodea, Pediculidae. Gene Ontology annotation, biological process: GTP biosynthetic process. Gene Ontology annotation, cellular component: cytoplasm. Gene Ontology annotation, molecular function: IMP dehydrogenase activity. The transcript has 2 exons. Bases 1 to 1575 code for a protein of 524 amino acids.